This is a messenger RNA of Salvelinus fontinalis (brook trout), 996 nucleotides long. RefSeq names its product keratin-associated protein 10-4-like. The transcript has 3 exons. Bases 1 to 996 code for a protein of 331 amino acids. NCBI's taxonomy places the organism in Eukaryota, Metazoa, Chordata, Actinopteri, Salmoniformes, Salmonidae. The record is from RefSeq and is a predicted model, not a curated record.
AUGAGCAGUAUUUGCAACAACGAACAAGAGACAACAGAGGUCUGUGAGUCAGAGGCCUGUGAGUCAGAGGACUGUGAGUCAGAGGACUGUGAGUCAGAGGACUGUGAGUCAGAGGACUGUGAGUCAAAGGUCUGUGAGUCAGAAGACUGUGAGUCAGAGGACUGUGAGUCAGAGGACUGUGAGUCAGAGGACUGUGAGUCAGAGGUCUGUGAGUCAGAAGACUGUGAGUCAGAGGACUGUGAGUCAGAGGACUGUGAGUCAGAGGACUGUGAGUCAAAGGCCUGUGAGUCAGAGGACUGUGAGUCAGAGGCCUGUGAGUCAGAGGUCUGUGAGUCAGAGGACUGUGAGUCAGAGGUCUGUGAGUCAGAGGACUGUGAGUCAGAGGACUGUGAGUCAGAGGACUGUGAGUCAGAGGUCUGUGAGUCAGAGGACUGUGAGUCAAAGGCCUGUGAGUCAGAGGACUGUGAGUCAGAGGCCUGUGAGUCAGAGGACUGUGAGUCAGAGGCCUGUGAGUCAGAGGUCUGUGAGUCAGAGGACUGUGAGUCAGAGGUCUGUAAGUCAGAGGCCUGUGAGUCAGAGGACUGUGAGUCAGAGGACUGUGAGUCAGAGGCCUGUGAGUCAGAGGACUGUGAGUCAGAGGCCUGUGAGUCAGAGGCCUGUGAGUCAGAGGUCUGUGAGUCAGAGGACUGUGAGUCAGAGGCCUGUGAGUCAGAGGCCUGUGAGUCAGAGGUCUGUGAGUCAGAGGACUGUGAGUCAGAGGUCUGUAAGUCAGAGGCCUGUGAGUCAGAGGACUGUGAGUCAGAGGACUGUUGGCCUCGUGGGACCAGCAACCCCCUCACAGCUGUCAACAUGGCACACUCUUGCAGGUCUGCUUCCUGUUUUAGUGGCUCGCUGGGCACUGGGUCGUACCAGUGUCGUGGGGUCCUCAAGGUCCAGACCAUUCCAAAAAGGUGUACGCAGCUGGAGGUCUCGCAGGAGGAGGUGACAGGCUUCUAG